Molecule: messenger RNA, 382 nt
Organism: Hippoglossus stenolepis (Pacific halibut)
Lineage: Eukaryota; Metazoa; Chordata; Actinopteri; Pleuronectiformes; Pleuronectidae
Product: sushi domain-containing protein 1-like
Exons: 2
Coding region: 7-297 (96 amino acids)
Molecular function (GO): calcium ion binding
Source: RefSeq, a predicted model, not a curated record
UGUGGGAUGCACACAAAAUGCCACAACACAUAUGGCAGCUACGACUGUACCUGCCUUUCUGGCUACAACCCUUCAAACAACAUGGCCAUCUUCAUCCCAAAUGAUGGAACCCAAUGCCAGGACAUUGAUGAGUGUAAGAUAACAGGACUGUGUGGAGAUGGAGGUCGGUGCAGGAACCUGGAGGGCAGUUUUGAAUGCAGCUGUCAGGUGGGAUACCAAGUCGACAAUGGAACAGAACCUUUUCAUCCUCACAGAGACAAGGCCUCCUGCAAAGGUAAAAUGAGAACUACCUCAUGAACAGUUGAGUGAAAUUUGACAGCUGUUUAUAUGUCUGUCUGUUUGCCUCACUGUCACAACAGUGUAAGAUAGGCAAAACUUUACU